Molecule: messenger RNA, 1751 nt
Organism: Phialemonium atrogriseum
Lineage: Eukaryota; Fungi; Ascomycota; Sordariomycetes; Cephalothecales; Cephalothecaceae
Product: MFS general substrate transporter
Exons: 8
Coding region: 132-1676 (514 amino acids)
Biological process (GO): transmembrane transport
Cellular component (GO): membrane
Molecular function (GO): transmembrane transporter activity
Source: RefSeq, a predicted model, not a curated record
CAAUAAACCCCCGAGCUCUACCUAGUUUUGCGUUCCCGGACUUCGCUACCGACCUUUGGCCUCGAACGUUUUUGUUGCCGCCCAGUCCAGUGUCGAAACAAGCACCGCAUCGCACCCGGCGACCACUAGCAAUGGGUGACUCUUUAGAGAAGGGCGAUCAGAUCGCCGAGCUCGACAAGUCCUCCUCGGCCAAGACCGACGCCGAGGUCCCGUCCGAGAAGCAGACGUCAGUGCGAGUGCCAUCGCGACUGCAGCCCCCGGCCUUCCUGGCCAACAUGUCGAAGGAGGAGCGCCUGGCGCUGGAGACCAAGUUGAAGCGCAAGAUAGAUCUCAGGCUCAUGCCCGCCAUCAUCGUCAUGUAUAUCCUGAACUAUAUUGAUCGCAACAACAUCGCCGCGGCGCGACUUGCCGGUUUGGAGCGGGAUCUGAAUCUUUCAUCGGUUGAGUUCGAGACCGCAGUGAGCAUCCUCUUCGUCGGAUACCUGCUGAUGCAGAUACCCUCGAACUUGUUCCUGAACAAGAUAGGGAAGCCGGCCAUCUAUCUCCCUACAUGUAUGGUCGUCUGGGGAGUCAUCUCGACGGCGACGGCGGCAUGUACCAACGCUUCUGGGCUACUAGCCGUGCGAUUCUUCCUGGGUUUCGUCGAAGCCGCAUAUUUCCCUGGGUGUCUUUACUACCUGUCUUGCUGGUAUACGAGAACCGAGCUGGGGCUCAGAACAGCCAUCUUGUAUUCCGGGGCUCUGAUCUCGGGGGCAUUCUCGGGCUUAAUCUCCGCCGGCGUCACCUACGGGAUGGAUGGCACGAGAGGAUUAGGGGCCUGGCAGUGGCUCUUCAUCAUCGAGGGCGUGGUGACCAUCUUCGUCGCCCUGAUUUCUUACUUCAUCCUGCCGAACUUCCCUCGCACGACAUCCUGGCUGACCGAGGAGGAGCGGCAGCUUGCGGCAUGGCGGCUCGAGGAGGACAUUGGCGAAGACGAUUGGAUUGACAGAGAGCACCAAACGUUCUGGCAAGGGGCGAGGAUGGCUUUCUGCGACCUAAAAACCUAUGUUCUGAUGGUGCUCCUAUUUGGCAUCGUGGCCAGUGGCAGUGUCACCAACUUCUUCCCGACCGUGGUCAACACAUUGGGCUACAGCAAGGUCAUAUCGCUGCUCCUUACCUCUCCCCCUUACGUCCUUGCCGUCAUCGCGACAUACAUCAACGCCACGCACGCGGAUAGGACGGGAGAGCGGUACUGGCACAUUACUCUGCCGCUGUGGGUUUCUGUCGUGGCAUUCAUCAUCGCCGCCACCACGAGCCAAGUCGGGCCUCGAUACUUCAGCAUGAUGAUAAUGGUCCCAGCCGUCUACACGGGCUACGUCGUCGCCCUCGCCUGGAUCAGCAACACGCUUCCCCGGCCGCCUGCCAAGCGGGCCGCGGCGCUCGCCUUCAUCAACGCCGUCAGCAACUGCAGCAGCAUCUACGCCAGCUACAUGUACCCCAAGAGCGCGGGGCCCCAGUACGCCGUGGCCUUCUCGGUCAGCUGCUGCACGUCCUUCAUCGCCAUCUGCGCGGCGACGGUGCUCCGCAUCAUCCUGGUGCGGCUCAACAAGAGGCUCGACGCCGGCGUCUUCGUUGAGGGCGCCAUCAACGCCCUGCCGGGCGAGGCUGCGUCGCACGGGUUCAGGUUCAAGGUGUAGGACUGCCUCGGCACUCGUGGAGUGCAUUGAACAUGAUGGAAAGGGGGCGACGCAAUCCUUUGCAUUUCAUCCCAG